AUGUCUCAGAUGAGGAAGCUGGCAUGUGAUGGCGCCCGACCCACCUCCCGCUGUGAUCCUUCAGUUCCAGCUCCAUCGGCCAGGCAGGAGAUCCUUACCAGUCUGGUAUCGGCCCUCGACUCGGUGUGUAUGGCCAUGUCCAAGCUGAAUGCCGAGGUGGCCUGUGUCACCAUUCAUGAGGACAGUGUCAUCGCACUCGGCACGGAAAAGGGACGAAUAUUCCUCAACUCCAGGAGGGAAAUCCAGACUGACUUUUACAAGUUUUGUCGGGUGCCGUCAUGCCCGCCCAAUGUAAACCCAACCAAAGACCAGGAUGCGGAUGCAGGAAAAGAGGGAGAGCACGGCCAAACCGUGAGGGUGCCCCCACUACCGCCACCACCGGCAGAUGCCCAAUCCAAUGUGUUUGUCUUAAGAAAAAUGGUGGACGAGGUCUUCACUGUUCUUUACAGUGAAGCGGCCGGAAAGGGCACCUUAGUUCCCGUGCCUUACGAGCGGCUCCAGAAGGAGCCCACUUGCUUGACGGCCCACGGCCUGCCGGAGGGUGUCUCCCUCAGAAAGCCGUCUGAGUAUGAUGCCAACACGCUCAUUAAGAUUCUGGAACAAAGCCACCGGAUACAUUUUGCCGUCACAAGGCCGACGGAAGACUUGUCUCGCGAAGCCAAGUCAGCGAGUACAGAUCUGGGCCAUCGUGGCUCUUCCGGCGGCGCCGUGGCACCGGGCAGCCCCGGCCCGGUCAAGACUACUGCCCAGGUAGUCACGCCGUCAAGUCCCGCCACUUGCGCCAACUCUGUUCUCUCAAACUUCCUGUACGGCAUGCCCAUAUCCUCCAAACCCCACCCAGAUGGCACGCCGGACUUCAAGCCCACGUCGCUCCUAGGCCUGGCCAAGGACCGAUUGGCCAAUUGGACAGACAAGGGCGCAUGCGGGAAGGACGCUGCCAGCAAUGAUGAAAUAGUAAGAGUAGCUGGCGAGCAGGGUCAGACACCUGCAAAUAUUCACAUAUCCAAGAGAUUACUCUUCUCCAUAGUGCACGAGAAAUCAGAAAAAUGGGACUCGUUCAUCCGAGAGACGGAAGACAUUAACACAUUGAGGGAAUGCGUCCAGAUCCUGUUCAACAGCAGAUACGCUGAGGCCCUGGGUCUGGACCACAUGGUGCCAGUGCCGUACCGCAAGAUUGCGUGCGACCCGGGCGCGGUAGAAAUUUUGGGGAUCCCGGACCAGAUCCCCUUCAAGCGUCCAUGCACCUACGGGGUCCCCAAAUUGAAAAGGAUCCUGGACGAGCGACACGCCAUCCGUUUUGUGGUCAGACGGAUGUUUGACGAAAAGAUUUUCACAGCUGCCGCCAAAAUGUCGAGGGAGGAGGGCAAGCAGGAUGGGGGGACCACUGCCCCGGAAGACGUCUUCCCGGAGAACUUGAGCCUCACGCCGACCCCCUCCGGCCCCAUGGAGCUGCCGGUCAAUCCUCACAGCGUCCGGUCGACGAGUGCGUGCGUGAGUCCCCUGGCUGAGUUUGAAGCAGGUCCUUCAGUAGAUUGCAUCCCUUUGAAACGGAUUAAAACGGAGCCUCCGGACGCAGACAUCAUUCAAGUUACCGUGCCGGCAGCCAGCUCUAGCACGGAGGAGCCCAGCGAGCCCGCCUCCUCUCCCUCCGGCCACUCGGCCCUCCACCAGCAGGCGGAGAAUCACGCAGCUGGCGAAGCAUUGUCACCUACAGCAGCACCCCAGAGUCACAGUAGACCCUCUGAAGCUGGUUGCCUGGUGGAGGACAUUGGUGAAAUGAUUCUUCAACUGCGCAGACAAGUGGACAACUUGUUCAGUAUCAAAUACGCGGAAGCUUUGGGCCUCCCCAAGCCAGCCAAGGUGCCCUACUCCAAGUUCCAAAUGUACCCUGAGGACCUUUUCGUCACCGGGCUGCCUGAAGGCAUCGCCCUGAGGCGGCCCAACUGCUUUGGGGCGGCAAAGUUGCGCAAGAUCCUUGCCGCCGGCAGCCAUAUCCAGUUUGUCAUCAAAACGCCCAAGCUGUUGAGUGAACAAGUCAAACAAGAGAUGCCUUCUGUCGGCGACACAGAGCUAGACGUCAAGGACAUGACAUCAUUGACGGAAGAAAAUGUGGCGUUGUCCAAAAGACCUGCUUUCUCAGAGUGCCUGGAGUCAAAGCUGUCCCGGAUUGACCUGGCCAACACGCUACGGGAGCAGGUCCAGGACCUGUUCAACAGGAAGUAUGGCGAAGCACUCGGCAUUAAGUACCCAGUGCAAGUGCCUUACAAGCGAAUCAAGAACAACCCAGACUCUGUCAUCAUUGAGGGGCUCCCGCCCGGCAUCCCCUUCCGAAAGCCCUGCACCUUUGGCUCCCAGAAUCUGGAGCGCAUCCUCGCUGUCGCUGACAAAAUCAACUUCACCAUCACCAGACCUUUCCAAGGCCUCAUUCCAAAACCCGCACCUCGCCGAGUCACUCUUCUUAAGAAGGCAUACGCGACCAUAAGUGAGGAUGACGACGUCAACAGAGUCGGGGAGAAGGUGCUCCUCCGCGAGCAGGUCAAGGAGCUGUUCAACAAGAAAUACGGCGAGGCUCUGGGUCUUGACCGAGCCGUGGCAGUGCCGUACAAACUGAUCCGUGGGAGCCCAGAGUGCGUGGAGGUAGAUGGGCUCCCUGAAGACGUGCCCUUCCGGAACCCGGGCACCUACGACACCGCCUGCCUGGAGAGGAUCCUCGGCGCAAAAGACAAAAUCAGCUUCAGCGUCAAAAACCAGCUACAGCCUUUUUCAGAACUGUGUAGUCAGCCCUGCAACACAGCGCGCGCGCCUGAGGCCUCCACCAGUCGGCGGAAACGCAAGAGAGUACAGGAAAGCCUGCGAGGCCCCGCCCCCUCUGCCUCAGAGCUGGCCUCGUCAGCCAAUCAGAUUCCAGUCAUGCAGUGGCCCAUGUACAUGGUGGACUACAGCGGUGUCAACAUGCAAGUAUCAGGAAAAGUCAACUACUGA
Nerophis lumbriciformis (worm pipefish) is the source of this 2982-nucleotide messenger RNA. The record is from RefSeq and is a predicted model, not a curated record. NCBI's taxonomy places the organism in Eukaryota, Metazoa, Chordata, Actinopteri, Syngnathiformes, Syngnathidae.